This is a messenger RNA of Sphaeramia orbicularis (orbiculate cardinalfish), 2091 nucleotides long. It is a transcript of the gene ghrb, whose product is annotated as growth hormone receptor b. NCBI's taxonomy places the organism in Eukaryota, Metazoa, Chordata, Actinopteri, Kurtiformes, Apogonidae. Gene Ontology annotation, molecular function: protein binding; cytokine receptor activity. The coding region runs from base 185 to 1852 and encodes 555 amino acids. The transcript has 9 exons. The record is from RefSeq and is a predicted model, not a curated record. Gene Ontology annotation, biological process: cytokine-mediated signaling pathway. Gene Ontology annotation, cellular component: external side of plasma membrane.
GAGAGCAGUCAGGACGCACGGAGGGUUUCCUCGACAGAACGCACGGAUCUGCGUAAAGUCAGUCCAGGCUGCGCACAAGGAGGUUUUCCCGGAGCGUUUAUGCGCGUGCUCUCUGUGCGUUUGCGCCGUUUUAAAUCUGGAAAAGCUGCGGGAUCUGCGGGUCUGACACAGAACGUUUGACACCAUGGCUCCAGCUCUGACCACCCUGCUGUUCUUCAUUUACACCUUCACUGUUUCAGCGCUGGAAUCAACUUCUGAACAAGUCGUCCCUCCCAAACGUCCACACAUCACUGAGUGUUUUUCUGCCAACAUGGAGACUUUCCGCUGCAGAUGGAGCGUCGGAUCGUUCCUCAAUGUGUCUGAGCCGGGAGAUCUACGACUGUUCUACGUCAACAAACCGUCCAUAACCAAAGACUGGACGGAGUGUCCUCACUACAGCAGCGACAGACCCAACGAGUGCUUCUUCAACGAGAACCACACAACCGUCUGGACCAACUAUGGAGUCCAGCUGUACCCCAGGGAUCUAAGCGACCGCUACGACGAGAACCACUUCAACGUCUACGACAUCGUGCGCCCGGACCCACCGUUCAGCCUGACCUGGACGCUGCUGAAUGUGAGUUUAUCGGGUCAUUUCUAUGAUGUAAUGCUAAACUGGAAGCCGCCUGAGUCUGCAGACGUGCAGUCUGGAUGGAUGAGGCUGCAGUACGAGGUCCAGCACCGCGACAUCGACUCAGACCUCUGGAAAGUGGCCGACCUCGUGGACUCCACUCAUCGCACCCUUUAUGGACUUGAGACAAAUGUCAAUCACGAGGUUCGGGUUCGGUGCAAAAUGUUCGGUGGGAAACAAUUUGGAGAAUUCAGCGACUCGGUUUUGAUCCACAUCCCCUCGAAAGUGUCGAGGUUCCCAGUGGCAGCUGUGCUCAUCUUUGGGGCCUUGUGUUUGGUGGCCAUCCUCAUGUUAGUCAUCAUAUCACAGCAGGAAAAGUUAAUGGUUUUACUUUUGCCUCCGGUUCCUGGACCUAAAAUAAGAGGAAUUGAUCCUGAACUGCUCAAGAAGGGGAAGCUGAGGGAGCUGACGUCCAUCCUGGGCGGCCCCCCCGACCUGAGGCCGGAGCUGUACAACGCUGAUCCCUGGGUGGAGUUCAUCGAUCUGGACAUCGAGGAGCAUCAUGACAUGCUGACGGACCUGGACACGCACUGCCUCGUGGACCGCUCUGUGACUUCCGGCGGCUCACCAGUGUCCAUCGGAUUCAGAGAUGACGACUCGGGCCGGGCCAGCUGCUGUGACCCAGACCUCCCCAGUGAUGCCGAAGCUUCGCUUUUCCAUCCUCUUAUUCCAAACCAAAUGCUCAGGGAGGAGUCGCCGUCUGAGGUUCCCGCUGUGGGGGAGCCUCCUGUUCCGGGCCUGGGUCGAGAGGCCAUGUACACCCAGGUGAGCGAGGUCCGGUCGUCUGGAAAAGUGAUUCUGUCGCCUGAGGAGCAGACUGAGGUGGACGACCAGCACAAGGAUACGGUGGCAGGAAAGGAGAAGGAAAAGAAGGAGCUGAGGCUUGUGGUGGAGAACGUAGAUAACUCUGGAUACACGUCAGAGCUGAACGCAGGAAAAAUGAGCCCCGGAGACUUCAGCGCUGAUCUGCCCCUUUCUACUGGGGACAACCAGAGACCUGAGACCACCACCCUGUCCCCCCUCCACCCGGCUCCUGUUUACACCGUGGUGGAGGGCGUCGACAGGCAGAACAGCCUCUUGCUGACAUCGAACUCAACACCUGCCCCUCAGCUGAUAAUCCCCAAACCCAUGCCGACACCAGAGGGCUACCUGACCCCUGAGCUUUUUGGAAGCAUUACACCAUAGAUCGACGGUGUGGUGGGGAGACGUUUCAACCAGAGGAACGAGAGACGCUUGGGAACAGUUUGAGACCGCGCUGAAGCCUCAGUGCUCAGUUCACAUGUGGCGGUUUAAAACAGUGUACAUGUAGUCAGUGAACUGAUCACAGUCCUGAAACCAUGCACAAAAAAAAAAAAAAAACAACAACAAAAUCACAAAAACAUCACAUGCAGGGCGUUGUACCGAGACAAACACAAAGGCCACUA